This is a messenger RNA of Frankliniella occidentalis (western flower thrips), 769 nucleotides long. Its product is annotated as immediate early response 3-interacting protein 1. Gene Ontology annotation, biological process: endoplasmic reticulum to Golgi vesicle-mediated transport. The transcript is spliced from 3 exons. Bases 205 to 453 code for a protein of 82 amino acids. Gene Ontology annotation, cellular component: COPII-coated ER to Golgi transport vesicle; Golgi membrane; endoplasmic reticulum membrane. Lineage: Eukaryota; Metazoa; Arthropoda; Insecta; Thysanoptera; Thripidae. The record is from RefSeq and is a predicted model, not a curated record.
CCUUAAGAUAAAUGCAUUUCUGCUGUAAUUAGCAAGUUUUAGGGAGGAAUUAAGUGGAAGAGGAACGUGAAGUCACAGUCUCUCAGAUGCUUACAUAACAUACUAUUUACAGUAAAGCGUAGACCAGACAGCCUCUAUUUACAGUUGAUGCUCUGUACAUAACAACAACAAUCCUCCGUCACCGUCACCAAAGACAGCUCCACAAUGUCUUUCACAUUAAUGCAUCUAAUUGAAGCUAUAGUUUUGAUCCUAAAUGCUAUCUGUGUUCUUCACGAAGAAAGGUUCAUGAAGCGGAUGGGUUGGGGUGCUAAUGCUCAAGUGCAGGGCUUUGGAGAGCAACCAACAGUUACAGCCAAGCUUCUAAAUCUGGUUAGAUCAAUAAGAACAGUUGUGAGAGUUCCUCUCAUCCUUUUCAACUCAGUUCUUAUAGCAUUUAAAUUAGUUCUUGGGUAAUAGUUAUGAUUUUUACAAUUUUUAAAUGCUAAAUCAUGGUUUUGUUUCCAAAUUCCUGACUUGCUUCGUCUUGUUGAGUGACAGAAAACUGUGUCAAAAUGUUGUUCAAACCACCGCACAGCUAAUAAUGGUAUCAUUAUGUGUAUCUUGUUUUUCAACAUUUUUCCAUAGUUAGUUAUUAUUUUUAUACUGGAUGUAUCUUUCAUCUUAAGAGCUAUGCUAAGAAAUCCUUUAAAUCUUAAACCUUUAAACGUGCCGUGUCUUUUAGAUCCUUAUGUCAGUUGCGGUUCAUUAAAAAAUAAUUAAUUUACGGAAA